AUGAGGGCGCUGCUCCUGCUCUGCUGCUGCCUGGCCUCGCUGCUGCUCUCAGGACAAGCAGAAGAGACGGAGGAUGUGAGUGAAGAGGCUCCCAUGAGGGACCGCUCCCACAUUGAGAAAACCCUGAUGCUGAAUGAGGACAAGCCAGCUGACGAUUACACAGCGGUACUGCAGCGGCUGCGGAAGAUCUACCAUACGUCCAUCAAGCCCCUGGAGCAAUCUUACAAGUACAAUGAGCUGCGACAGCAUGAGAUCACAGAUGGAGAAAUCACCUCCAAGCCAAUGGUGCUGUUCCUGGGACCGUGGAGCGUUGGCAAAUCCACCAUGAUAAACUACCUCCUUGGGUUAGAAGAAACUCGCUAUCAGCUUUAUACAGGUGCUGAACCUACCACCUCCGAGUUCACCGUCCUUAUGCAUGGGCCCAAGCUGAAAACCAUUGAGGGCAUCGUCAUGGCUGCUGACAGCGCCCGAUCCUUCUCACCCCUCGAAAAGUUUGGCCAGAAUUUUCUGGAGAAGUUGAUUGGCAUUGAGGUUCCCCACAAACUUCUAGAACGAGUCACUUUUGUAGAUACACCAGGCAUCAUUGAGAACCGCAAACAACAGGAAAGAGGCUACCCCUUCAACGACGUGUGUCAGUGGUUCAUCGACAGAGCCGACCUCAUCUUUGUUGUCUUUGAUCCCACCAAGCUGGACGUGGGUCUGGAGCUGGAGACGCUCUUCCGCCAGCUGAAGGGACGGGAGUCCCAGAUAAGGAUCAUUCUGAACAAGGCCGACAACCUGGCCACGCAAAUGCUCAUGCGGGUGUACGGAGCUCUCUUCUGGAGCCUGGCCCCACUCAUCAAUGUCACAGAGCCUCCACGGGUUUAUGUCAGCUCCUUCUGGCCACAGGACUAUAAGCCCGACACCCACCGGGAGCUGUUCCUCAAAGAGGAGAUCUCUCUGCUGGAAGACCUGAACCAGGUGAUUGAGAACAGGCUAGAGAACAAGAUUGCUUUUAUUCGCCAGCACGCCAUUCGUGUCCGCAUCCACGCCCUUCUAGUUGACCGCUAUCUACAGACUUACAAGGACAAAAUGACCUUCUUCAGUGAUGGGGAACUGGUUUUUAAGGACAUUGUGGAAGAUCCUGAUAAAUUCUACAUUUUCAAGACCAUCCUGGCAAAGACCAACGUCAGCAAGUUUGACCUUCCCAACCGUGAGGCCUACAAGGACUUCUUUGGCAUCAACCCCAUUUCCAAUUUCAAACUCCUCUCUCAGCAGUGCUCUUACAUGGGGGGUUGCUUCCUGGAGAAGAUUGAACGGGCCAUCACCCAGGAGCUCCCCGGCCUUCUGGGGAGCCUGGGGCUUGGGAAGAACCCAGGUGCUCCUAACUGUGACAAAACAGGUUGCGGCGAGGCCCCAAAGAAUCGCUAUAAGAAGCACUAGGUCAUGUUCAGCCAUUCUUGGGGCCCCAUGGGUGAAUGAGCUUGUGUCCUAACCGUCUGAGAAGUCCCGGUUUUUAGCCCUUUGAGCCAUACUGGUGACAAUCAGUCUGAAUUGGAGAUUUGGGAGUUCAUUGAGGCCGGUGAAUCAGGGAAGGAACAAGGGAGGAGAGUGGAAACUGUGAAUUAUAGUGUGCUUGUCUUAUUGCUUCAGUUAGAAGGCCUGACACAGGCUAGUCAGGCUUCCCUUGUUUUUCCUGGGUCAUGUCUUGGAGGGACAGAGAGCAGCUAACUCCUAAUGAAUACUAAGAUAAUGAGGGUCGAAUAAGCAAAACUCAGUUGAAGUUUCCCAAGCAACAGAGGUUCUCAGGUCAGUGUCAACUCCUUUCACACAAAUCUUCUGUCCGUUCCCUGUCUCUCCUCAGCUCCCUCCUAAGUUUGGGUAGAUUUCCAGCAGUGGACAGUCUCUUGAGUCUGAUCUUCAUGAACUUGGAACCCAGCCUUGGAAUCUUCUUCCUGUCUUCCCAAUGGGUAGGGCAUCCAGGACACUAAAAGUUUUCAGAUUAGUGUUGGCCGGCCUCUCCAGGUAUCAUUUCAUUGAUGUCUCAGUUGGAGAGCUCAGCUCAGUUGGCCCCAGAAGGAGGAUGACUGGGUGACGAACUCAAGUACUUCCUCCUGGAAGUGACUUACAUGAAUGUACUGGAAGGGCUCAGGGCUUAGUUGGUUUGCAGUGUGUCUUUGUCUGUUGCAUGUCUUGGAAAACUCAGAUCACAAAGGUGUUGAUUUCAGAAAGGACAUGGGGACCUUGCUCCUGGUCCUUGGAGGUUUCUCUGGCAGUCCCCUCUCCCAAGUUUCAGGGGAAACUGUUUCUACAUCUUCUUUGUGGGAGCACUUGACAGAGGACAUGUCUCUUCUGGUUCCCAGAAGUGUGGCUUCUCCUUCCCCUUCUCCAUUCCCUGAUGCACCAAUAUUUCCCUCAGAGAAAUUCCCUAGACUCAGAACUAGCCCCAGCCCUGUGGUAUUGGUGGCAGACAAGGCCUGAGGUUCAGGUCCAACCUGAACUUCUGCAGAUGCCCACUGAGUGCAGUCAGGACUGUCACACACCAGUGAGUGUGCAUUUGUGUGUCCACUGUACAAGAGAGAGCUAGGACAGUGACAGACUCGAGGGCACAGAGAGAGGACCCCUGAGAGUCUUGCAUGGCAGACAUACGCUGCCACCUUGGAGCGCAUGGGGGCAUGAAGCCUUGGGAGGAUGAAGAGCUUUUGGAUAGAGCAGGUCAGGUGAAGGUCAGACUGUCUUGAGGGCUUCCUUUGAGCACAGCUGGCUGCGUUUUUUUUUGGGAGCAAGCUGUCUUUGCUUUUGCCUUGACUUUGAGGCAUGAGUUGGGAUCCACCAGUACCAGUGAGUCAUCUGGAGCAGAAGGAAAGUGGGAAGGAAGGUGGAGCCAGAGCUCUUCCUUCUGAGCAUCAGGUAGGGAGUAGAAGUAGAUGGGUAUGUGGUAGGGCUACAUAGAGAACUUCAGUUUAGGAGUUCACGACUUUGAGCAUUUAGUCUGGCACCAGCUAGGAGGGAAGGGAGCUGUUGCCUUGGCUUCUCACAAGUCACACGCCCCAAAGCUGCCAGGACACUGUUCCUUCCAUAGGGUCAUGCAUAGAGCCUGGUGGCUCGGGCAGAUGAGCUGCAGUCUACCUUUUCCCGUUAAAAUACACAUCCAAGCCCAAAGCUCCUCUCAUUUCUCCAGCACUUAUUCUCUGGAGAGACUGUUUCUCCCGCCUUUCCCCUUCACGCUCCUCAUGCCUGAGGGCUUUGUGUAGCAACUCUGCUUUCUCUCAGUGCAGUCGGGGGAGCUGUCCUAUCUGUCAGGGCCUGCAUGCUUGGUGGGGAGCAGGUGGGACGAGGCAAACACAGUCAUCCAGAAUUGGUGUUGGGGGAGGGGCACUUUAUCGGGGUCACUGUCCUUCUGGGUUUUCCUCCAUCUUUUUCUUCUUUGUCUCCAUUCUGCUCCUCUCCUCACUGCCUGCGUCCACCCAAUUCACUUUCCUCUCCUGCCCAUGGGCUGCUGAUGAGCCAGCACAGGGGUUAGCACCCAUCUUUGCCCAGCUCUGCAGAGAUGGAUUCUGAGUAGGAUUCUGACUCCAGGAGAUUCCUGAGCGGAAUAUCCGUGUAGGUGCUGGGACAGUGGCUGACCUUUCCUGUCUUCUUUCCAUCCUGGCUUCGUCAGGGAGGGCGUCUCAAUAAAGUUCCAAUCUCUCUUCAA
This is a messenger RNA of Chionomys nivalis (European snow vole), 3676 nucleotides long. It is a transcript of the gene Srl, whose product is annotated as sarcalumenin. Bases 1 to 1422 code for a protein of 473 amino acids. The record is from RefSeq and is a predicted model, not a curated record. Gene Ontology annotation, molecular function: GTP binding. NCBI's taxonomy places the organism in Eukaryota, Metazoa, Chordata, Mammalia, Rodentia, Cricetidae. The transcript is spliced from 6 exons.